CUCUUUUAAUUCCAAUCAUAUGUUUGAUGUAAAAGAAAUGUAAACAAUAAUAUUAAUUGUGAUUCCAUUAUUGUUUCUAAUUAAUUUUAAUUGUUGUUCUUAUUUUUUAAUUAUGGUCUUCAAGAUUCCAUUUAAACUUGUUACUCUUAUUUGUAUAUUCUCUCUGUCGAUAUUGUGGUUGUAUUUCCUUUCCAUUAAUGUACCUGCUCUUAAUCAAAGGGAAACAGAUCAACAUGAGAUGCAAUCGAAUCAUCUAAAAUUUCCCAGCAAUUUAGAGGAAUUACAAAAGGUCUCCCAAAUACUAGAAGAGUAUUUCCAGGAUAAUAAAUCCUAUGUAUUACUAUUAUUUUCAUCUGCAUACCUUUUCAAGCAAACCUUUGCUAUUCCGGGUUCAGUUUUUAUGAAUCUAUUAUCUGGAGCACUAUUUGGAUUACAAGCAGGAUUCACAGUCGCUUGCCUCCUAACAGCAAUCGGUGCAACUUUUUGUUACCUGUUAUCAAACUUUUGUGGUAAAUCUUGGAUAUCAAGGCGAUUUGCUGGACAAUUAACUGUACUUAGACGAAAAGUGGACGAAAAUCGGUCCACAUUAAUUUAUUAUCUACUAUUUUUACGAUUAUUCCCAAUGACACCAAACUGGUUCCUCAAUAUUGCAUCACCAAUAAUCGGAAUACCUUUGCAUCUUUUUUUCAUCUCCGUUUUCAUUGGUUUAAUGCCUUACAAUUUCAUAUGUGUUCAAACUGGAUGUUUACUGUCAACACUAAAAUCAAUGGAUGAUGUUUUUACUCCGAGCACAAUAUUAACCUUAAUGGGAAUUGCAUUUGUUGCCUUAAUUCCUGGUUUAAUUAGUCGUCGGUUAAUCAAAUCAGAGAGCAAUUUAAAACAACCUGAUAAAGUUCAGAAAAGUACAUCAACCAACCCAUUGAUUACCAGUUAAAUAUAACAAUUAAAGUGGAAAACAGCAACAAUCAAAUCAAAUAUUAACCAAGAUAAUUGGAGCAAUAUAAUAAUUGAAAACAAUGACAACAAAUUUUAAGUGAUGAUAAUACUUAAAUAUUCAAUACCAAAGAUUUAAUAAUCAUAUCAAGGUAACAUUUAUCACUGAAUUUAAUAAUAUGUAAUGAAUAUUUUAUUCAUUUAUCACCUAAAUCAUCAUGAUAUUCAUGUAAUAUUUUAUAUAAAUACAAGUUAUUGGAAACAGUUCAACUUGUUAA
Molecule: messenger RNA, 1211 nt
Organism: Panonychus citri (citrus red mite)
Lineage: Eukaryota; Metazoa; Arthropoda; Arachnida; Trombidiformes; Tetranychidae
Product: transmembrane protein 41A-like
Exons: 4
Coding region: 113-934 (273 amino acids)
Source: RefSeq, a predicted model, not a curated record